This is a messenger RNA of Nicotiana attenuata, 600 nucleotides long. RefSeq lists its product as uncharacterized. The transcript has 3 exons. Bases 75 to 350 code for a protein of 91 amino acids. The record is from RefSeq and is a predicted model, not a curated record. Lineage: Eukaryota; Viridiplantae; Streptophyta; Magnoliopsida; Solanales; Solanaceae.
AAAAUAACAGGUUUAGGUCAUCAUCUAAAUAGUCUUCUGUAAAGUUAGCGUCUCUUCCGCUUCCCCGUUUUUCUAUGGCUUCCUCCACCCUUAACCGUUGGCUGAGGCCCGAGGUGUAUCCACUUUUUGCAGCCGUAGGCGUUGCUGUAGGAAUCUGUGGAAUGCAAUUGGUUCGUAAUAUCUGCGGCAACCCUGAAGUCAGGGUGACAAAGGAAAACCGGGCAGCAGGGGUGCUGGACAAUUUUUCAGAAGGGGAGAAAUAUGCUGAGCAUGCUCUUAGGAAGUUUGUUCGAAACAAGUCUCCAGAGAUUAUGCCAAAUAUCAACGGCUUCUUUAGCGAUCCAAAGUGAAGUUUGACAUGGAUUAACAUCAUUAUUCUUUGUCUUUUCCAUUGAAAAAGAUAGACUUGAAAUGCAUUUUUAUAGCCUGUUUUGGGCCUAAAAAUAUUGAAAGAAAAAUAAAUGUAAUUUCAUAUACAAGUUCCUCCCUUUUAACAGGGUACAUCUUUACAUAUACUAUUUAUCGGUUGUUUUUAUAUUUCUGGAAAAUUGUUGAUUUCCUAUCAUGAAUGAAUAGCAUUAUUUUGGAUUUUGCUCUGUA